AUGCCUAUGUCUGCUCCUCCACACCGACAAACAUUCACCAUGCAAGACGACGACGAGAUAGAAGAUGACGACGAUAAUGAGCGACUCGAUCCUGCAUGGGGAAUCAAGCGCAUGAGCACCUCCCAGAUCCUCAACUCGGUCAAACGGACAUCAUCCUUCCCAGACAUGUCGUCCACCAUCGAUCGGACAGACGCCGAUGCUCAACUAGUGCCCGAGGCGGGCUCUGUACAAACGACAGAAGAGCCUGCGCAGCAACCAUCGCGAGCCCUCAUGUGGGACACUGCUGAGGAUGCUGAGGCAGACGCAGUAUUUGGGCAGUCGGAACCUCUCUCCGCAGCGGCCCCAGAGCCCACCCCGGAUGAAGUUGCCUGCCGCCGUGUCAUGGCUGAGGAUCCUGCCAUGCAGACCGCGGAUGACGGGAUAGAAGACACGUCUUUCUUCGAUAAAAGUCAUGCAGGCCCGGAGGAGGACACGGUCCCCGAGCUCACGCGCAAGGACACAUCCACUGUGCUAAGCGGUCUGCACAUGGAGCAACGCCCGCCUCCCGAGUCCAUCGCCGAAGAGCAGGAUUUCCUCCGUCAGCCGACCACUGAGGAGCAGGACUUCUUCAAUCAGCCGACUGCCGAAGAGCAGGAUCUAUCCAGUCAGCCGACCGCCGAGAAGCCCACUGCAGAGAACACUGCGCCAAACACCAUUGAUCCCUUCAGUGAAGCCAUGUCGGAAGAACCCUUCGAUGCUCUGAUACAGCCAAAAGCCGAGGAGAAUGAUCCAUGGCAAGCCAUGCUGGCCGAGGACGAUGAGUUCCUGGUCGAUGAUCCUGAUGAUCUGCUUCCUGACUCUGACACUGAGUCUCCGACUGCAUCCCAGCCAGCUUCACAACCGGCCUCUGGGAUCUCGCAGAAGUCUUCCUCUGACGCCCCAUCCCAGCGGCCUUUCCCACCCAGGAAGUCGUCAAGCAUGUAUGCGCCUCAUCAGCCGACCACGUCUGAGCUAGCCGCAGAGUCUCUGAAUUUUCAAGGUGUCGGACUGAACCAGAACACCCUGCCUCAAAGGCCGUCGUUUGGAUCACAGUUUGCGCAACAGAGACCGCAACCACCACAGCAGACCUCCAGUUUCGCCGAUCAAGCCAAAGGCGGCUACAAGUCACCAUACGACCUGCCGAUGGAGCUAAGUAAACCAAAGAGACGACCAGCGGUCCUUCAACAGCCGUCAACAACUAAGGCUGUACCACCACCCCCAAGAAGCGCCAGCAUUUCGGAGAAGCCGCCCCAGUCGCCCUUCUCCACAACCGCGCAGAUGCCUCAACCAACUGCGACCGCCUCUGUGGCUAAGUCUACGUCGACCUCACGGCAGUCUAGUUUCUUCGAAGAGCUUCCAAUCACUACGAAACCGAGAGCUGGCUCAGGCGGUGGGCGGUAUACACCUCAGCAGGGCCAGCGAUCUGUACCUCCGCCUCCCAUGGCUAGUCCUCCGAUGGUUCCACCUCAGCCAUACGGUCAGUCGUAUUCUCAGCAACAGCCUUUGCAGCCGCAGCACAUACAACCUCCUGUCCAGCACCAGCAAACACUCCCUUCCGUGCUGCCUGCACAGAUGCAGCUUCCUUUCCAGCCAUACUCUCAACCGCAAUUGGGCCAACAGGCCCAGCAAAUGCAACCCCCAGUUGAAUCCCAGCAACCAUCGAGUCAGUCCUCUGAUCCGUAUGCACAAUUCCAGCUCCGAGCUCCGGACCGACUCGAUCCGUUCUCAAAUCAGCCGCUUUCCUCAGACCUGUCAACUGGAUCAGUUCCUGCUGCUAUGACUACUCGCUAUUCACCUGCGCCACCUGCUAGUCUUACGGCGCCUCGGACGGGGCCCUCCCCGCGAUACUCUCCAGCGCCUCCCAGCCAGGGCUCACGACCACCGGCCGCAAAUCGAUAUGCUUCGCAGGGCGCAGCUCCAGCACCUUCCCAACCGCCUCAACUGAAUCGUUACGCAUCGCAACCCCCACAGAUGCCCUCACCACCAACUGGCGGUACCCUUCCUUUCCAGCCGCGAACAUCCAGUCCUCUCGUGCAUCAAAAGUCUAUCGAUCAGACAAACGCUCCCGACAUGCAAUCCAUCGCUCAAGUGCAAGCCAUACAGCCUCCACAGUAUGCGCCUCAGAACAUCUAUAGCUCACCACCGCCAGCGAAUCAGUCCAUCAAUCCGCCCAGACGCUCGCAAACCCAAUCACCAAGCAAGCAACGGCCACAGGCCACACCGCCUGCGCAACAGAGGCACCCAGGCUUCCGUCCCGCUUCUGCACACGGUCAUGUUGCGCCAAUGAGAUCGAUCUCGGAAGUCACGCCGGUAGCAAGGCCGAAUCUGUACAAUAGCGGAGUCACAGAGCAGUAUGAUUUCAUCCGUCCGACUGAUGAACAACAAGCGGAUCCACUAGAAAGAUGGAAGGGAGCGCCAGUGUUCAGAUUCGGCUUCGGAGGCAAGGUUAUUAGCACCUUCCCGAAGCACGUCCCAAGAUUCAGUGCGGGCGCGACUCGGCCUCUUAUCAAGCCUACCGUAGGCGAUGUACUGCUUCGAGAGGCGAAGACGGUGGUGCCGACUCCAGCAGAGCUGACAAGCUUUCCAGGACCUUUGCGAACGAAGUCAAAGAAGAAGGAGCUCUUGUCAUGGUUGCAGAAGUAUAUCAGCCACUUGGAAUCGGAGACGACCGUACUCCCGACAGAAGGACUGCCCGAUGCAAGAAAACGACAGCUCGAAAGAAUCAUGCUGUGGAAGAUCCUCAAAUCGAUGGUCGAGCACGACGGCGCACUCGAUAGUGGUGAAGCCUUGAAAGCAGUCAAUGCGAUCUUGUCGCCUGAGAUACAUGCCGUGGAAGAGUCUACCGCAUCGCAGUACCGAGAAGAUAUAUCGCCAUCAAUAUAUCGUCCAUCUGGUGUCACCGUCAGACCAGACUCCGUGGAUCCAAUGACGCUCGAUGCCGUUCGCAAGCAUCUGCUGCGUGGAAAUCGCAAGGAGGCGGUCUGGCAUGCUGUUGACAACCGCCUAUGGUCGAAUGCUCUGCUCAUUGCGUCUACAAUGCCAAGAGACACUUGGAAACAGGUUGUGCAUGAAUUCGUGAAGCAAGAGGUCAAGACAGCCGGUGAGAACACUGAGUCAUUGUCGACUCUCUACGAGAUUUUCGGUGGGAACGCCGAGGACUGUGUCGAUCAGCUCGUCCCACCGUCAGCCCGUGCUGGUCUACAGAUGGUCAGCAGGAUCGAUGCAGCAGGACCUACCAAGAACGCACUAGAUGCCCUAGACAAGUGGCGAGAAACACUCAGUCUCGUCGUCAACAACCGCAGUCAUGGUGAUCACCAGGCUUUGUCCAGUCUAGGAAGACUCCUUGCGCAAUACGGAAGGAUCGAAGCUGCUCAUAUCUGCUUCAUCUUUUCUCGAAGUGCGGCAAAUCCCACCAUUGUCGGAGGUCUGGACGACCCGCAUGCUAGUAUUGUACUUCUGGGCGCAGAUCAUCACAAGCAACCUUCCGACUUCGCUCGAGACCGCGAAGCUGUGCUUCUCACCGAGAUCUACGAAUUUGCAACACUAAUCCUCACAGGUUCGGCUGUCACGCUGAUGCCGUUCCUGUCCACGUACAAGCUACAGCUCGCGCAGACUUUGGCGGACGAGGGCUUCAAAGCGGAAGCCCAAGCAUACUGCGAUGCGCUGACUUCCACGCUGAAGAGUGCCAAGGUCUCAGCAUAUUACCCACCUGCUUUCCUAGGAGAACUGGAAGACUUCUCAAAUCGCCUUAAGCAGAUCCCCGUGCAAUCGUCGAGCUCCUGGAUGGGCAAGCCGAAUGUUGAGAAAGUGACUGGGUCACUGCUGUCCAAACUGAGCAACUUUGUUGCAGGUGAGGAUAGCGAUGCUGAUUCGAGAGCCUCGAACCGCGAAGCCAGCGAAAGUGGUCCAUUCGCGAAUGUCACAGGUACUCCGUCUCUCAGUCGCACUGCAUCUCAGUCAGAGAUGAACGGAUUCCCGAUGUCCACACCUCAAGCUAUACCAUCAACCUUUGCGGGAUCAAGAUAUGCGCCAAACGGCCUGGCGUCAGCGAGAUCUUCGUCUGAGCUGACGCGCGGCCGACCAUCUCUUGACUCGCAAAGAUCACCUCCGUCCACAUCUUACGCCAAUGGACGCCCGUCGCCCUAUGAACCAGUCAACAUGAUGCAGCAGAGCGUGGGCUCACCUCCACCGAACCCAUAUCAGUCAUUCGCAACGCCAGCAACGAAUCGCUACCAGUCAACACCACCACAGUCUUCCUACAUGCCUAACGCAACAUCUGCGUAUUCACCAGAGAAGCAAAGAGAUGUCCACGACUCGUAUAUUCCCACGCCCCCGCCCGAGCAGUCAUCGCAAACGCCCUAUGAGCCCGCUGCAAUACCGCCGACAUCGUAUGCGCCCUCGCAGCCGAUGCGCCAGACCUCCUACGAACCAUCAGUGUCACAGUACGCGCAGCCUAUUGCACAAGGGCCUGACGUCGGUGGCCCUGUCGAAGAGCCCGUGUCCUCAUACGAACGGCCCGGGCUAAGUCAGCAGCCUUCAUUUGGCGGCUACGCGCCCCCAGAGCAGUCAGUGUCAUUCAUGUCUACAACAGCAGAUAAAUCUGCACCUGAGCCGGUUGAUGCUCCUUCAACAUACUCAUAUGGUGGCUAUGACCCACCUGCAGACACAGGCUACCAGCCCUACGUCCCUGAGCCUGAUUCUCCAGAAGAGCCAAAGCCCAAGCGACCUCAAUUCGGCGACGAUGACAACUUCUCCUCUGUUGCUGCACCAGCGGAAGUAUCCCGGAAUAACAACGCCGACGACGAGGCGGCACGAAGAAAAGCCAACGACGCCGCCGCAGAAGCCGCCUUCCGCGCCGCCGCCGAAGCCGACGCAGCAGCGGACCCGAAGCACAAAACCGUCAAGUCAAAAUCCUCAGGCUGGUUCGGCGGCUGGCUAGGCGGCAAGAAGGAAGACGGCGCACUCGACGCCGCACCCGCUGCCAAAGGCGGCAAAGAGCCGGCUGUAUACAGAGCGAAACUCGGCGAGAGCAAGAUGAAGCUGUACUACGACAAGGAUUUGAAGAAGUGGGUCAAUCCAGAUAAUCCUGAUGCGGCAAAGGCGGGGACGGCGACGCCGCCGCCUCCGCGCGCUGCUAGUGGCACGCCUUCGAUGGGCGGUGUUGGUGGAGGCAUGCGGGCGCCUCCACCAAUGGGACCACCACGCAGCGUUUCUGCUAUGCCGUCGAUGCCCAGCAUGGCGAGUCUAGGGUCGAUGGGUCCACCGAGCGGGCCGCCCAGUAGGACCGGCACACCUGCGAGUGCGACCAGCAGCGCUGCAGGAGGUGGAAUGCCUGCUUUCGCACCGACACUGCCUCCGAACGUGACAGCAGCGCUUGCCGAGAAUAAACCCCUAGGAGGUCCUGGAGGUCUGGCACCACCGAGUAGGCCAGGGACGGCGACGAGCAAUGCUAGCAGCAUCGAUGAUCUGCUCGGCGCUGGGACGCCGUUGGGUGGUGGGAAGAGGGGCGCGAAGAAGGCGCCGAAGAAGGGCCGGUAUGUUGAUGUUAUGGCGAAGUAG
Molecule: messenger RNA, 5577 nt
Organism: Cyphellophora attinorum
Lineage: Eukaryota; Fungi; Ascomycota; Eurotiomycetes; Chaetothyriales; Cyphellophoraceae
Product: COPII coat assembly protein sec16
Exons: 2
Coding region: 1-5577 (1858 amino acids)
Biological process (GO): COPII vesicle coat assembly; Golgi organization; autophagy
Cellular component (GO): endoplasmic reticulum exit site; ER to Golgi transport vesicle membrane
Source: RefSeq, a predicted model, not a curated record